AUUCGGACAUUGGAGUGGAACCCGACGUGUUGUGAAUCCUGGCUGUCGUAACGUUCGCUGAGGACUUUCCCACCCUUUAUACGCCGUAAACUGUAAGACUGCUGCUACGAUCCUUACCAACGGGUAAGUCAUUCAACGCACGGGGAAGUGCCUCGACACCCUGCUGUCCUGUUUACUCGCUAGGUCAGUGGCUCCUUGGCAAACUGCUAGCCCGCUGCUAACUACUGCUGUCAUUGUGAUGGUGGGGGAAGGGUGCUUUUUUUUGUACAGCAGUGGCAAAUGAACGGAUGGAUUUCUAGAGAUCGGCUGGGGAAACAUUGACAGUUACAUUGUAAAUUAACCGAGGGAAAUCAUGUGAAAUAGCUUUGUGUCAUGUUGUCAUUUGCUAGUGGUGUAGUUAGCUAGCUAGCCAGUUUUAUAUAUAUAUAUAUAUAUAUAUAUAUAUAUAUAUAUAUAUAUAUACUUUUUUGUUGUUGUAAGUGCCUGUCAUUUAGUGGGACAGCAGAGAAACAACUAGCAGCUUCUAGACUGGUUUAAGAGUUGUAACACAGUUGUAUUGCAUAUGAUUGCUCUUCAUUCCCAUCAAUCUUCCCUUUUAUAUUAAUUGAUGUAUCAAACUCAGUUUCUUUGCAUUACUUUUUGACUGAUAUACUGUACCAGUCAAAAGUUUGGAUGCCUACUCAUUCAAGAGUUUCUUUAUUUUGUACUAUUUUCUACAUUGUAGAAUAAUAGAUAAGACAUCUAAACUAUGAAAUAACACAUAUGGAAUCAUGUAGUCAUCAAAAAAGUGUUAAACAAAUCCAAAUAUAUUUGAUAUUCUUCAAAGUAGUCAUGCUUUGCACACUAUUGGCAUUCUCUCAACCAGCUUCACCUGGAAUGCUUUUCCAACAGUCUUGAAAGAGUACCCACAUAUGCUGAGCACUUGUUGGCUGCUUUUCCUUCACUCUGUGGUUCAACUCAUCCCAAACCAUCUCAAUUGGGUUGAGGUCAGGUGAUUGUGGAGUCCAGGUCAUCUGAUGCAGCACUCCAUCACUCUCCUUCUUGGUCAAAUAGCCCUUACACAGCCUGGAGGUGUGUUGGGUCAUUGUCCUGUUGAAAACAAAUGAUAGUCCCAAUAAGCGCAAACCAGAUGGGAUGGCGUAUUGCUGCAGAAUGCUGUGGUAGCCAUGCUGGUUAAGUGUGACUUGAAUUCUAAGUAAAUCAUGACAGCGUCACCAGCAGAGCACCAUCACACCUCCUCCAUGCUUCACGGUGGGAAUCACGCAUGCAAAGAUAAUUCGUUCACUUACUCUGCGUCUCACAAAGACAUUGGAACCAAAAAUCUUAAUUUUGGACUCAUCAGACCAAAGGAUGGAUUUCCACCGGUCUAAUGUCCAUUGCUCGUGUUUCUUGUUCCAAGCAAGUCCCUUCUUAUUAUUGGUGUCCUUUAGUAGUGGUUUCUUUGCAGCAAUUUGACCAUGAAGCCCUGAUUCACCCAUUCUCCUCUGAACAGUCGAUGUUGAGAUGUGUCUGUAACUUGAACUCUGUGAAGCAUUUAUUUGGGCUGCAAUUUCUGAGGCUGGUAACUCUAAUGAACUUAUCCUCAUGAGUGCCAGUUUCAUCAUAGCGCUUGAUGGUUUUUGCGACUGCACUUAAAGAAACUUUCAAAGUUCUUGAAAUGUUCCUGAUUGACUGACCGUGUCUUAAAGUAAUGAUGGACUGUUGUUUCUCUUUGCUUAUUUGAGCUGGUCUUGCCAUAAUAUGGACUUGGUCUUUUACCAAAUAGGGCUAUCUUCUGUAUACCACCUCUACCUUGUCACAACACAACUGAUUGGCUCCAACACAUUAAGAAGGAAAGAAAUUCCACAAAUUAACUUUGAACAAGGCACACCUGUUAAUUGAAAUGCUUUCCAGGUGACUACCUCACAUGAAGCUGGUUGAGAGAAUGCCAAGAGUGUGCAAAGCUGUCAUCAAGGCAAAGGGUGUUGAUUUUGAAGAUUCUCAAAUAUAAAAUAUAUUUUGAUAGUUCAAAACUUUUUUGGGUUACUAGAUUAUUCCAUUAGUUUUUUCAUAGUUUUGAUGUCUUCUCUAUCAUUCUAUAAUGUAGAAAAAUAAAAUAAAAACCCUUGAAUGAGUAGUUGUGUCCAAACUUUUGCCUGGUACUGUAGGUGCUAAUGUUGCAAGUGGAAGCUAGCCUGUUGAGAAUGACCUGGGGUCUGACCUGCUGUUUCUGCAUCAGAUAACGUUACAUUUGCUGCUUUGCUUUAAACAACAAGUUGUCUAAUGGAGAAACUGACUGAUGCAUGCCUGGUCUGCAAAAUUGCACAUUGGCCCACGUUGUUUUAGAAAUCUUUGGUCAGUGGGUCAUAAGAAAAGAAAUGGGUCUGACCACUUUCCAAAACUUUAGGGUCCACUGUUGUCGAGGAUUUCUGUGGGUUACUUUGUGCAAGUUGUGACUCUCCAAUGAUAUGGGCCGGCAUUCUCAGUGGCUAAGACACAGAAUAAGAAUACUAGAAUGGAAAUUAACCUUCUUAUGAUGGGAUAAAGGUCAGCCAUUUUAUUCAGGGAGUUAGUCAACCAUAGUUUGCCAGUGCUGUGAUAAGAUAUUGUGUCAAAUAAUAUAUUUUAAAGGGUGAUUUAUACUGAAAAUGUGCAUAAAACCUGUAUAAACUGUAUUUAUAACUAUAUGACUAUUUUAGCUUGACAAUAAUUAUAUUACGUAAUUUAUGUUAUAAACUGGGUGGUUUGAGCCCUGAAUGCUGAUUGCCUGACAGCCAUGGUAAAUCAGACCUUAUUUCACGAGUACGACAAAACAUUUAUUUUAGCUGCUCUAAUUACAUUGGUAACCAGUUUAUAAUAGUAAUAAGACACCUCGGGGGGUUUGUGAUUUAUAGCCAAUAUACCACGGCUAAGGUCUGUGUCAAGGCACUCCGCGUUGAGCCAUAUACCACACCCCGUUGGGCUUUAUUGCUUUACACCAUGCCCAGAAUGGACGUGCGCCAUCGUGCAGAAAUGUAUUUUGCCCCCCCCCCCACCAAACGCGAUCACGACACGUAGGUUGAAAUAUCAAAACAAACUCUGAACCUAUUAUAUAAAUUUGGUGACAGGUCGAAAGCAUUAAACAUUUUAUGGCAAAUUAGCUUGCUAGAUUACAGUUGCUAGCUAAUUUGCCCUGGGAUAUAAAUGUUGAGUUGUUAUUUUACCUGAAAUGCACAAGGUCCUCUACUCGGACAAUUAUUCCACACAUAAAAUGGUCAAACGAAUUGUUUCUAGUCAUCUCUCCUCCUUCCAGGCUUUUUCUUCUUUGGACUUUAUAUGGCGAUUGGCAUCUAAAUUUCAUAGUAUUUCCAUGACCGACCUAAGUUCAUCUUUCAAUCACCCACGUGGGUAUAACCAAUGAGGAGAUGGCAUGUGGGUGUCUGCUUCUAUAAACCAAUGAGGAGAUGGGAGAGGCAGGACUUGCACCGUGUUCAGCAUCACAAAUAGAACUGACUUCUAUUUUAGCACUUGGCAAUGCAGACACUCGUUGGCGUGGCGAGCAGUGUGGGUGCAAUGAUUGAAUAACGUAUGUAUACAUUUAUUUUGCAAAGCUCGCGCACACGACUCAAGCGGAGUGAUCAGCAUGUAAGUAUAACAUAUGUCUUACUUUUAUUUUCCUGCAUAAGUAAAAUCGGGAUUAUGUCUUUACUGCCAUUCAUUCCAAUUAGACUGGUUUGGAAUUCUCCCUGGCCAAUAUGGGUCAAUUUUUACCCCCAUUCUGGCCAUUCUGGAACAUUGACGGUUAAUGACAUAGCCCCUCUUGUAAUUUAAUAGGAUCUCUAUGGGCUAAGAUUUGUUUGAGAAGCUUCAUAUUUAGUGGAGUGUGACGGCAGGACCUGCCAUAUCCUGCCCCAUCACGUCUUUAAGACUGUGGCUGCACAGUGUUUUGUAACUCAGAACUGGUGAAGAGGAACGUACUCGUGCACUUGUGUGCGUAUGGCAAUAGAUAACACGGCGGGGUCCUAGGGUUCAUUUCUUAUUCUCACUUUCAUUCUCAACCCUUUUUCUAGCUAUUCCACCACAUCCUUCCUUCCUUUCGCUCACUUUCACUCAAAUGAGAACUUACGUGAAAUGAAAUUAGUUCAGUAAAACAGUUAAGAAGCAACUGGCAAGAGAGGGCUACUAGCAAACUGAACUCCCAAGUCCCAUUUCAGCACCUAGCCUACAUGUAAAGCCAACCUCACAUGACCUGUUCUCUCCUCUUCCACCCCUCAGUGUGCGGCCCCAUUGUGGAUCCCCAGCCCCAGAGAGCGGCGGGGAGGAGGCAGAGGGCACAGCGCUAGCAGGGCCAUGAACGUCACCGGGUACCAGCAGCAGCAGGGGGGUUUUCGGACAUGCCGAGGCACACUCAGGGAGAGGGAUCCUAGGCAGGGUGUGGGCAUGGAGACAGCCUGCUGCCUGGCCCCUGGAGCCCUGCGCAGACUGAUUGAGCUGCCGUCUCCCCCGCUCAACCGCCACCAGCUGAAGAGACUGGAGGAACACAGGUACAGCAGUGCAGGUCGCUCCCUGCUGGAGCCUCUGAUGCAGCGCUACUGGGAGUGGCUGGUGGGCCGCGUGCCAGCCUGGAUCGCCCCCAACCUCAUCACCAUCGUGGGCCUGGCCACCAACGUAUUCACCACCCUGGUGCUGGUCUACUACUGCCCCACCGCCACUGAGCAGGCACCUCUGUGGGCAUACCUUCUGUGUGCUGUGGGCCUGUUUGUGUACCAGUCAUUGGAUGCCAUUGACGGGAAGCAGGCCAGACGAACCAAUAGUAGCUCUCCACUGGGCGAACUGUUUGACCACGGCUGUGACUCCCUCUCCACAGUGUUUGUGGUCCUGGGCACCAGUAUAGCAGUGCAGCUGGGCACCAACCCUGACUGGAUGUUCUUCUGCUGUUUCGCUGGCAUGUUCAUGUUCUACUGUGCCCACUGGCAGACCUACGUCUCUGGCACUCUGCGCUUUGGCAUCAUUGAUGUGACUGAGGUGCAAAUCUUCAUUAUAAUCAUGUAUUUGCUGGCCGCUGUGGGAGGAUCCGCUUUCUGGCAGUCACUGAUCCCAGUCAUUAACAUCCAGAUGAAAAUAGUUCCAGCCAUCUGCACUUUCCUAGGCGCCAUCUUUUCCUGUACUAAUUACUUCCGGGUUAUAUUUACCGGAGGUAAGGGCAAAAAUGGAUCCACAAUAGCAGGAACCAGUGUCCUAUCUCCUGUGUUACAUAUAGGCUCAGUAAUAAUACUGGCCAUGAUGAUCUAUAAGAAGUCAGCUAUCCAGUUGUUUGAGAAGCACCCCUGUGUUUAUAUCCUGGCCUUUGGCUUCGUGUCGGCCAAGAUCACCAACAAAUUAGUUGUUGCACAUAUGACAAAGAGUGAGAUGCAUCUCCAUGAUAUAGCAUUCCUGGGGCCAGGCCUGCUGUUCCUGGACCAGUAUUUCAACAGUUUUAUUGAUGAAUACCUGGUGCUGUGGAUUGCGCUGAUCCUGUCUUUCGUUGACUUGGUGCGUUACUGUGUCAGUGUUUGCAACCAGAUCGCCUCCCAUCUUCACAUCUUUGUCUUCCGAAUCAAGCCACUGACCCCCUCCACCCUUCAGUGAGGGCACGGACGCCAUUACUGUCUAUCGCUCUUUCUUUCUCUCUCUCUUCAUGUUAGUUAGUAAGUUGUUGCUCUUUCACCAUUUUUUUGUAUUUGUUGAGGCAGGAUUGGGGUGGAUGUGUGUGGAGCUAUUACCAGUAGAGGUGGUGAAUGUGGGCAUAAAUGAAAUAUAAUGAUUUAAUAAUAAUGAUGAUGAUAAUAAUAAGUUAUUGUCCAUUGCUGCUUUCUGCAAUUUGUUUUGAUUUCAUCUUGUUACAGUAAUCAGAUUCCUGGACAAAAAUAAUGCUUUCUCUUUUUCUGAAAUGAAUAGUCACAUUGGACAUGUACUGAAUGCUCUUCUCUGUGUCACAGAGAGGGUAAGUAAGUGCAAGAAGACGGCAAGGGGCUUGAAAAAGUGCUACCUUAUUCAUUUAAUAAUGAUCAUUAUUAUUUUCUUAUUGAACUUUAAAACAAACAUUUCAUGUGUUGACAGUGUGUUUGUUGGUUAGUUGUUCUCUACAAGGAAAUGUAUAGCAUCGAAAGAGAUUUACACAGGUUGUCAGUCUGCUUUCAGUUUUGUUUCGUAAGAGUGUCGUCUCUUUAUUAAAUGUAUAUAUCAUUUUGCAAUAUUUGCAUAACCUCACUUUUUGCUUUCACAAAUAUCAAACUAUUCGGGUGUUGGUAUUUAGUAGUGUUCUUUAAAAAAAAAAAGUUUUUCCUGACAAUACGGUAUCUUAUCAAACCUACAAAAAUGGUACAUUACCUUGCAAUUACAUUCAAAUGAUGGGAUGAUUUCUGUAAUAUAUUACAGAUAUAAACUACUUGACUAAAAACAAAUUCUUGUAAAGAUACAAAUUGUAUUGCACAUUUGAAAAGAUAAGUGUCUCAAGCCUUGCUUCCCUGAAAUGGCUCAAGCAUACAUUGUCUCCAAUGCCACCAAAAUGACAGUGCUUAUGGCACUACAUGCAGGUUUGCUAGCGCUUGUCUGGAGAUUCUGUAUAUCCAGUUUAAUAUUGCUUUUAAAUAGUUGAAUGUAUAACAUAUAAUUAACAUUUUUAGCAGCAAAGUUUAUUGCUUUUGAAUUGUGUGCCUGUUUAUUAUUGUAUUUUCCUGUCGCACCUCUGCCCCCAGAUACUGUCGUGUUGCAUUUGUCUCGGGAAUGCUCAACGAAAACUAAAUGCCAAGUGUUAUUGAAGAAAAGUAUUGUGAUUUUUGUCCCCCCAAAAAGUAGUGUCAUUCUCAUUGGAAGCUAAAGAUGUUGUCUGCGCUUGCUCAUAUCUAGAAUCUAAGGACAUAUUUUAAUUUUCAUAAAAUUAUUUUGCAAUUUAUUUUUAAAUGACCUUGUAACACCUCUACGAACAACUUUCUUUGUGUAGAGCAUUCUGCCCUGUGCCAGGUCCACUUACAGCAAUUGAUAGUGUUUUGGGAGAAUUGGGGAGUUUCAAUGUGACAGAAAUUAUAUUCUGCUUAUAAUUCACCAUCAGAAUCAAUAGAAACUCUGUCAUAUCAAUGAAAAACAGACGUUAUUUCUGUGUAUUGUUAUUGAGCUCAUUUGACAAUGUGUACUAGUAAUUUUCAGACAAGUAAAAGGUUGCCUUAAACACAAUAUUCUUUUUUUCUUCUUUUGGAAGACAAAGGUCAAGCCUCUUAAACAAAUUAGGGGCAUGUUGUCUCUGUGUGUUUACUGGCAAAGGCUUGUGUUUUCUUCCUUGUUACUGUUUUCUUUUAGCCAGACCGUCAAGCUCAGGUAUAUUAGUGUGCAGAAUAGUAUGUUCAUAGGCUAUGAGAAAAUAACUUCAAGAUCAUUUCGACAAUCUCUCCCUCACCUACCAAUGCAAAUAAAAUGUCAUUCACACA
Messenger RNA from Oncorhynchus kisutch (coho salmon), 7421 nucleotides. RefSeq names its product choline/ethanolaminephosphotransferase 1. Bases 4309 to 5586 code for a protein of 425 amino acids. Gene Ontology annotation, molecular function: ethanolaminephosphotransferase activity; diacylglycerol cholinephosphotransferase activity. Gene Ontology annotation, biological process: phosphatidylethanolamine biosynthetic process. The record is from RefSeq and is a predicted model, not a curated record. The transcript is spliced from 9 exons. Gene Ontology annotation, cellular component: Golgi apparatus; endoplasmic reticulum membrane. NCBI's taxonomy places the organism in Eukaryota, Metazoa, Chordata, Actinopteri, Salmoniformes, Salmonidae.